AGUACGUGUGCUUCACAGCAGUUAGCUUGCGGCCAGUAAGCUAACAGUACAGCUGAGUUGAAUUCAGAAUCAUGGUGCUGCUUGAAAAUGACUCGUUCCUCACAGAGCUCACACGGCUCUUCCAGAAGUGCAGAACAUCUGGGAGUGUUGUCAUCACGCUAAAGAAAUAUGAUGGGAGGACCAAGCCAAUGCCCCGAAAGGGCCACGCGGAGUCAUUUGAACCAGCAGACAACAAAUGUCUCAUCAGGGCGUCUGAUGGCAAGAAGAAGAUUAGCACAGUGGUUAGCACCAAAGAAGUAAUCAAGUUUCAAAUGGCAUAUUCCAACCUCCUAAGAGCUCACAUGGAUGGACUUAAGAAGAAAGAUAAGAAAAGCAAAAGCAAGAAAACCAAAGCCACCCAAUGAGCAACAGACUCUUUAACAUAAUCACGGGUACCUAAACUGGCCUGUACUAGCAUGGGAAAGGCCCCCACUUGGCUCUCCUCCCAUUCAGCUGAGGCCUCAGACUCACUGUUCAUCCACCCGGUGACUGCUUUGAUAUAAUGCCAUUGUUUGCAUGGUAACGUCUCAUCCCUGGCUGGUCAGUGCCAUCGGUGAUCUGGAACAGAAAACCUGAGGAUUUCUCACAACUCACACAGAGCGAAGCAAAUCAACUUUAUUGAGUCUCCACCACGUCUGCUUCGGAACCAGGUCAUCAACAUCUGUGUCACCUCUGGAGCCAAAUCCAUGGAACCCAAUAAUUAGCUGCCUUUCAUACUAUUUAAUUGUUAGAGUCCCUAUUUAUGUUAUAUUUACUGCUUGCCUGUGAGCUGUGGUGCCAUGUUUCAAUUUGACCGCAUCUCGAGAAAAAUGUUAAAUAUUACAUUCAUUGGAAUUUUUUUUUUUAAUCAUUGACAUUACUGUUAAGUUACCUGGAAAUACAGAACUAAAUCACAUCAGAUUUGUUUUAACCAGUUUGACUUUCUUAAUUUUUUUAAUUUACUUUAUUAUGCAUUUUUAGUUUAGCUUUUUGAAGUACAAUGAAUAUUAUUUCCCCUCUGUUUUGAACCACAGUUCCAUACCAAGCUGCUAAACUGUCCUAAAUUGUCGAGCACCAUAAAAUGUACUGUAUGGCUCCAGUUAACAUGGUUAAUUGAAAUUUGAAGAAGAUAUCCUGAAUGAUAGCCAAGAAAAAGCGCUAAAAGUUGUCAGUUUACUGAAAGGCAUUGAGUUUGAGUUAUGAAUACAGAGACAAAGUAUUGGCUGUAAUUCUAAUAAUGUUCCUGUUGAUCACAAUUACAAGGCAGGUUUAACUACAGCCAGUAUGUUUUGUCAACCAUUUGUAUUGUCUCGUCAUGCUCCUGAGACCUGCAGCAGAAUUUAAGUUCAGAAAUAAAGUGCUUUGUUAAAAGUCA
Chelmon rostratus (copperband butterflyfish) is the source of this 1393-nucleotide messenger RNA. RefSeq names its product signal recognition particle 14 (gene srp14). Gene Ontology annotation, biological process: SRP-dependent cotranslational protein targeting to membrane. Gene Ontology annotation, cellular component: signal recognition particle, endoplasmic reticulum targeting. Bases 72 to 404 code for a protein of 110 amino acids. The transcript is spliced from 5 exons. Lineage: Eukaryota; Metazoa; Chordata; Actinopteri; Chaetodontiformes; Chaetodontidae. Gene Ontology annotation, molecular function: 7S RNA binding; endoplasmic reticulum signal sequence receptor activity. The record is from RefSeq and is a predicted model, not a curated record.